Molecule: messenger RNA, 1367 nt
Organism: Lathyrus oleraceus (garden pea)
Lineage: Eukaryota; Viridiplantae; Streptophyta; Magnoliopsida; Fabales; Fabaceae
Product: protein REVEILLE 8
Exons: 8
Coding region: 202-1023 (273 amino acids)
Molecular function (GO): DNA binding
Source: RefSeq, a predicted model, not a curated record
UGGGCACUGUUAGCUCCCGAAUGGAGUGAUUCUGAUGGGACCGAUGAAUCAAUGAAUCCAACUUGGAACCUCCAUCCAUCGCACAUGUUCCACACCAAACUCUUCACUACUUCUCUUUCUCUUUCUCUUUCUCUUUCUCUUUCUCUACCACACAAUCAAUCACCAUGAACUCAUCAACACCACCCACACCAACUAGUAACGAUGUUUCUGCUGGCAAGAAGGUUAGAAAACCUUACACCAUUACUAAAUCCAGAGAAAGCUGGUCCGAUGAAGAACACGACAAGUUCAUCGAAGCUCUUCAACUGUUUUUUUGAUAGGGAUUGGAAGAAGAUUGAAGAUUUUGUAGGUUCUAAAACUGUUAUUCAGAUUCGAAGCCAUGCUCAAAAAUACUUCUUCAAGGUUCAGAAAAAUGGAACACUGGCUCAUGUUCCUCCUCCUCGUCCUAAGCGGAAAGCUAUUCAUCCAUACCCACAAAAGGCUACCAAAAAUGUUUUGGUGCCACUACCAGCAUCCAUUGCUUAUGGAUCUUCCUCCAAUAACCUUUUACCUGCAGGGUAUGUCACAUGGGAUGAAACUUCCAUGAUGAUGAAUACUUGCCAGGAUGAUCUCAACAAUCUUCAUGGAAAUGAAGCGGAUAUUAUUGGAUCAAAGCCGAUAAGCAACAGUGGUCUUAGUGGUGUUGAGGACUCGAAUACAAGACUCCCCGCAUCUCAGAUAUCAUUGCAAGGGAAACAAAAUCCUGCGGUUCAUGGUUUGCCGGACUUUGCUGAAGUUUAUGGUUUCAUUGGAAGUGUUUUUGAUCCGGAUACAAACGGCCAUGUGCAGAAGCUGAAAGAAAUGGAUCCUAUAAAUUUUGAAACUGUUUUGUUGUUAAUGAGAAACCUCACUGUCAACCUGUCUAGCCCAAAUUUUGAUCCCAUUAAGAAGGCAAUGUCAACAUAUGAUGUGAAUAAUAAUAACGUUGCGGUAGGAGUUACUGAUGCGAAGAAGCAGACAAAUGAUGUAUCGUGUCAAACAACAUAAAGCACUACCAAUUUGUUGACUUGGUGUGUGUUUUUCUUCUCAUAUGUAGUUUUCUUUUGCUUCCAUAUUUUGUUUUUAUUGUAAUAACACUUCUACAGUUAGAUUGUUCAAACAUAGAUGGAAGACCAAGGUAGGGUUGUAAAGCCAGUGAAUGCAACUGUUGUCCUUUGUAAUUGUAACCACAGUCGGGAUAGUAUAUGUUAGAAGGCUAAAGAGCACAACAUGUUUUUCAACUUAUAGGAAAAUGUUAAUAAGUUAGUGGUUAUGAUAGUUUACAUUACCUACUUGGGAUCAUAAUAAUUGUUGUAUUGCUCUAAAUGUGUAGAUUUAUUAACAUUGCCGAA